AUGUUCGGCCAGUUCUCAACUCAAGGAUCUAGCACAAAUCAACAGUAUAAUACAGAUGGUCCUUCUAACAGUGACUUUUGGUUGCAAAACAAAAACAGCAGUACCUCAGCAUACUCAAGUACUGAUAAUCAACAUUUGAACGUCACCCCAACCUUGACAGGUUAUAAUCAAAAUGUAGCAGAAAGCCAACAAUAUAACAACACCAAUAACUCAUAUAACACAGCUGCUCCAAACUCAAUGAUUGAUAUGCAACCGAACUUAAUGCAUUCAAAUCAUGCUCAUAUGGAUAACCAGGGACAAUCGAAUAAUGCAACUAUGUAUAACUCAUCGGGUCCGAUUCCUCCUCAGUUUCCAAGUAGUAACAUGUUUCAACAGCAAUAUUCCGGAGCAUUCGUAUCUCAGUAUUCCAACCUUACGCACUUACCAAUUGGAUCGAAUAUGGAUCAAUCAGUAGGCAGCACCGGUCAAGCUAUUCAACCUCAAGGUGCUGGCUACAUGCCAUCAAUGAACAACACUGGUGUAGCUCAACCGUUUACCAAUAGUGGUAAUGAUCUACAUCAGUUACAGCAGCAUCCACUGACGCAUCAAGUUACAGGCUAUUAUCCGCCAAAUUCCUUUUCACCUGCAAAGAAUAAUUCAUUUACAGCACCACCCCACAAUGACUCGAAUGAGGUAGUCUCUCAACCCUUAAAACCCCAGCAAACCGGAUUUUACGUUCAAAACGCCCAACAGUAUCCUAUUGAACCUCUAAAGCCUAAUGCUACAGGGUUUGUAAACUCCUUUGCUAACAAUGGUGUAAAUAAUGAGAUCAAAAUACCUGCAAUUAGACUUUCUUUCUUAACAUCUGAAGAUCAAGCAAAAUUUGAGAAAUUAUUUAGGUCAAUAGUUAAUAAGGGAUCAAAUACUGCAUCAGGACAAAACUGUAGAAAGAUUUUAGUCAAGUCAGGAUUACCUCCAUCGGAUUUAGCUAGAAUUUGGUCACUUUGUGAUACGACAAGAGCAGGCGAAUUACUGUUUCCAGAAUUUGCAUUGGCAAUGCAUUUGAUCAAUGAAGUAUUACAAGGUGAUUCAGUUCCAUAUGAAUUGGAUACAAAGACAAAAAAUGAAGUUGAAAGUUUUAUUGAUGCCAUCAAUUUGAGUAUUGUAGAUGAGGCAGAGGGUGCAAAUGCAGCUUCAAUCCAAAAUGUACAUAAAACUCCCUUUGAUAAUUUAAUUAAUAAUCCGAACGCCAGUCCACAAGUGACUCCGCAACCUUUGAGAAACGAUCUAAAUCAAUUGCAACAAGCUCAAAAUUUAACUCCCCAACAUUCUAAUCUUGGUGUCAAUUACAAUGUUCAGCACUCAAAUGUAAGUCAACCCGCCCAAAAUAUGAAUAGCAUUAAUCCCCUACCACCUUCGAUACCCAGUUUAGAGAAUGUGCAAACUCCUUUGCAACAUCAGCUAACUGGCUAUGUCCCUCAGUCCACGAUAGUUAAUCAGGUCGUUAACAAUCAAGUCCCAUUACAACAACAAUCCACAGGAUACUUGACCUCACAAGCUCCAAAUCCAAAUGCACCAAAUCAGGUCCCAUUACAACAACAAUCCACCGGAUAUUUGACCUCCCAAGCUCCAAAUCCAAACGCACCAACAAAUCAAGUGCCAAUUCAACAACAAUUAACAGGAAAUGUACGUCAAGAAUUAUCAGAAGUCAACUUCACGAAUAACAACCAAACGGCAUCUCAACAACAAAAUGCUACCUAUAUGCCACAUGUAGACGAUACAUAUAGCGCACAUAAUAUUCAAAACAUUAAUCAACAAUAUACUGGUCCAUACAACCCGAAUUUGUCUAACCCAAUGUAUCCUCAACCACCUACAAACAUUGGAAAUGGACAACAGCAGAACCAGCCCAUUCCUAUUAUCCAGCAACCUACAGGUUCGAUACCUCCUACUUCAUUUGGAAUGCCCUAUCAAACUACAGGAAACUUUUCAUUGCCGCAACAGGCCACUGGAGGAUAUAUACCACAGACGCAGCAAGGUAUCUCAGUAUUGCAACAACAAACAACAGGAUUCCUUCCUCCGACAAAUUUUAACCCAACACUUCCUUUGACAGCUCAGAAAACAGGAUAUGGUAACAACGAACUAUACGCUCAAUCCAAUUUUCUUGAUAAAGUCAUUAAAGAGGAUAAUGAUGUUAUUGCACCUGAGGAAAAAUCCUUAUACUACAAAAUUUUUGAAACAUAUGAUGCAGGUCAUCGUGGUUACUUAGAAUCAGGGACUGCUGUAGAGAUAUUUAGAAAAUCGGGAUUGAAUAGAACUGACUUGGAGCAUAUUUGGAAUUUGUGUGAUACUACUAAUAAUGGCCAAUUAAAUAAGCAAGAAUUUGUGGUAGGAAUGCAUUUAGUAUAUGGGAAGUUAAAUGGGAAACCGCUACCCAAUAAGUUGCCAGCAAAAUUGGUUCCUUCUAGUGAAAAAAUUAUAGAUAAUGUGAAGAAUCAAUUGAAAAUAAAUAUAAACUCUAACAGCGGUAACCGCUCAUUUACCAAAACAGAUGCUUCAAAUUUUAAGAAUAACGAUGAGAAAAAUGUAUUGCCCAGCUUUAGAAACCGUAGGAAAAAGGUAGCGACCUCAACAGAGCAGCCUGCCCAACUUAAGGAUGCUAAACCGACCAAUUUAGAAGUUGCUAUGAAGAAUGAAAAUUUAAAAUUAGAGGAGGUUAAUAAAUUGAAAAAAGCUAUAGCAACAAAAGAGGAACUCUUAAGACGUAAGGAGCCCAAUGUUGAGACGAAGGUUACGACAGACAUGUUAAAGACUAAGAUUCAAAAUGCGUACAAAUUGAUAAAAGGUGGCGAACCCCAAUUUACACCAGCAUUGGAGAAUAGAUUCGCAUGUUUAAUAGAAAAAAUCCCAAAUCUAUUCAGCGAUAUAGCCAGAACAGACGAGGCUAUUAAAAACGCUAGAAUUAAGCUGGUUUCCUUAAAAAAUGGUGAACCUAUCAUUGGUUCUGGUCCUAAUGGUGAGGUUACUGAGAAAGAUAAGAAAAAGGCUCAAAAUAAAGCAUUAUUAAAAAAGAAGAUGGAUGCAUUGAUGGGAAAGCCGAAUGAUGAUUCUAAUGAGCAAGAAAUAUCUAGAAUUAAUGAGGAAUUUGAGAAAAAUAGAAAGAUCAUUAAUGAUAUCAGAUCAUCAAUUUCCGAAGUUGCCUUCGCUUUACAUCCCAGAGGUGCGAAAGGAGUAGAUGUCUCAUCAUUUGAAAAGUGGGAAAUGGGGCUAGGACUGGAGCCUGAAGUGUUUCACUAUAUCCAAAAGUUAAGAAAUGAUGAAUCUUUACACGUAUCGAAUAAUAAUCUCAAAGCAGGUUCGUCUGUUAACACCGGCCUAACGUCAGACAGGGCUACAGCAUUAAAGGCGCAAGCUCAGGAAAAGAUGAAACAACGCUUGUCUCAGUUUAAUGAAAGACAUCAACCAGAAAAUGGAACACCACCAAGUGAAGUAGAGCCCAGUUUUUCAAAUAAAGAAAAUGAACGUUAUCAACACUCUUCUAACCAUGGAAAUUUAAUUGAUUUUGAUGAUAGUCCGUUUGCAGAUAAUAAAGAGAGAGAAAUAAGUAUUUCAAAUGAAAUAUCUAAUACUUCAAAAGUAACUGAAGGUUUAUCGAACUCUGACACUUCGGAAGAUGAGGAAGAAAGGCAGUUACUGGAACAGCUCAAAAAAAUUAAGCUCAGAAAGAAGGCUGAAAGGGAAAAGCGUGGUAUUAAUCAGAGUAAAGAAUCUAGUAGUUCUUUGAUCUGA
Molecule: messenger RNA, 3765 nt
Organism: Naumovozyma castellii
Lineage: Eukaryota; Fungi; Ascomycota; Saccharomycetes; Saccharomycetales; Saccharomycetaceae
Gene: PAN1
Product: actin cytoskeleton-regulatory complex protein PAN1
Exons: 1
Coding region: 1-3765 (1254 amino acids)
Source: RefSeq, a predicted model, not a curated record